GGUCCCCGGAGCAUCCCCAAGAAUUAUUUCCAGGAUUAGUUGUUGCGACUCUCCGAUCCCUCCGACAUUAGUAGCCACUCCACCGACAACACCGACGACUGACAGACAGACAGAACGGAAAGAAAAGAUGGCUGCUUUUGUCAAGGCGAUCAAUGCUAAGAUUCGGGCUCACCCGGUGCUGGAUUAUGUUUGCUCUACGCACUUCUGGGGCCCCGUCUCCAACUUUGGAAUCCCCCUUGCUGCGGUGAUGGAUACGCAGAAGAGCCCUGAACUGAUCUCGGGCCCCAUGACGGGCGCUCUCUGCGUUUAUUCCGCGACGUUUAUGCGCUUCUCCCUCGCUGUCACCCCCGCAAAUUACCUCUUGUUUGCGUGCCAUGCUGUCAAUGAGGCUGCGCAGUUGACGCAGGGGUAUAGGUAUUUGCAGUGGCACAAGUGGGGGGGAAAGGAGGAGGCUUUGAAGAAGGGGGCGCUGGAGGGGAAGCCGGUUGAGGCUGCUGCUGCUACGCCUGCUGCCCGGUAG
Podospora bellae-mahoneyi is the source of this 520-nucleotide messenger RNA. It is a transcript of the gene MPC1, whose product is annotated as pyruvate transporter mpc1. The coding region runs from base 128 to 520 and encodes 130 amino acids. Gene Ontology annotation, cellular component: mitochondrial inner membrane. Lineage: Eukaryota; Fungi; Ascomycota; Sordariomycetes; Sordariales; Podosporaceae. The transcript has 3 exons. The record is from RefSeq and is a predicted model, not a curated record. Gene Ontology annotation, biological process: pyruvate import into mitochondria.